This is a messenger RNA of Callorhinchus milii (elephant shark), 1379 nucleotides long. It is a transcript of the gene anxa3a, whose product is annotated as annexin A3a. NCBI's taxonomy places the organism in Eukaryota, Metazoa, Chordata, Chondrichthyes, Chimaeriformes, Callorhinchidae. Gene Ontology annotation, cellular component: cytoplasm. The record is from RefSeq and is a predicted model, not a curated record. The coding region runs from base 89 to 1066 and encodes 325 amino acids. The transcript is spliced from 13 exons. Gene Ontology annotation, molecular function: calcium-dependent phospholipid binding; phospholipase inhibitor activity; calcium ion binding.
CGGUUGCAAAGCGGGUUUGCAGAGUGAGGAUCCCACUCAAGUUCAAGAGCUUUUCCACCUUUGAAGCUAUUCUCCAUUAAAGAAGAAAAUGUCAACCACAUGGCCUGGAACUAUUCGAGGAACUAUCUGUGAUUACACUUGCUUCAACCCAGGCAAAGAUGCUGAUCUUCUUCGUAAAGCUCUGGUAGGAUUAGGAACCGAUGAGCAAGCAAUCAUUGACAUCCUGACACACAGAUCCAAUGCUCAACGCCAACAGAUUGCUAAAGAAUAUAAAAGUACCUGUGGAAAUGAACUAAUCGCUGACUUACAAAAUGACCUCUCUGGUGAUUUUAGACAGGCAAUCACUGCUCUGAUGGAGUACCCAGCAGUGUAUGAUGCAAAAGUACUGAGAAAAGCGAUUCAGGGAGCUGGUACAGAUGAAGGUUUGCUAACUGAAAUUCUUGUUUCAAGAAACAACCAACAGAUAAGAGAAAUAAAGGAAGCCUACCAAGCAGAAUAUAAAGAUGACUUGGUAAAGGAUAUUGCCUCAGACGUUUCAGGGGAUUUUAAAAGAGCUGUGAUCACCUUGCUAGAGGCUAGAAGGGAUGAAAACUGUCCAGUUGUGGAUGAAAAGCUGGUUAGGAAUGAUGCACAGGCUCUUCACAAGGCUGGUGAGAAGCAGUUAGGGACAGAUGAAGACAAGUUCAUUGACAUUUUGUGCUCCAGGAGCAUUCCUCAUCUACAAGCCACUUUUGAAACAUACAAGAUCAUAAGUAACAAAGAUCUGGAGGAGAGUAUUAAGAGUGAGAUGUCUGGGGAUCUGAGAAACUUCAUGCUAACUAUGGUUCAGUAUGCAAAGUCUGCACCAACCUUCUUUGCUAACAAAAUUGUGAAAAGUGUAAAGGGUCUGGGCACCGAUGAGAAUACCCUGACCAGAAUCCUUGUCACCAGGUCAGAGAUGGACCUGCUGGAUAUUCAAGAUCAGUACAAGCUGUUAGCUGGCUGCUCAAUGUCCUCCACUAUUAAGAGUGAAACUUCUGGAGACUACAAGAAGCUUUUGCUUAAAAUCUGCGGAUCAGAGAAUUAAACAGUCAGCAAAUAGCAGAUAACGGUGUGGCUUGGAUUUCAACGUAGAGAAUAGAUUGGCUUUUGUUUGAAUUGUUUAGUUAGAGUACAAGACAUAGUGUUUUAAAUGUCUUGUAAUUAUCUACUGUUUUACUGGUUAAUUGUAAUUGCAUCACUGUAGAGGACUCAUAGGACUGAUGCUGACCGUCAGAGAAUGAUAUUGUUGGGAGAAUUCUGCUUGUUUCAGAAUAAACCUGGAUCAGAUAAUGUAAAGAACUCUGUUAAACCUAGCUUGGAUAAUUUAUUUCAGUUUUGGUUCAUUUUCACUUGUCCUU